Molecule: messenger RNA, 1673 nt
Organism: Hibiscus syriacus
Lineage: Eukaryota; Viridiplantae; Streptophyta; Magnoliopsida; Malvales; Malvaceae
Product: aldo-keto reductase family 4 member C10-like
Exons: 3
Coding region: 337-1419 (360 amino acids)
Cellular component (GO): cytosol
Molecular function (GO): aldose reductase (NADPH) activity
Source: RefSeq, a predicted model, not a curated record
UUUAUUUCGAUUGUUUUGUGUUAAGGUCUGUAUACGAUCCAAUGGUCUUUUUGAUGAAUGACCCAUUGUUGGUUUCUUUCAGAUUAACGGAUAAACAGACGCUGAGUUCUCUUCCAUUUGAAGUAAAGUUUUGUUUUUUCGGAUAAAAAGACUGUUCCUUUGUUCUUAUUGUUGAAUCAGUUUCUUUUCUUACUGCAAUCCUAGGAAUUUGGGGGUUUUCGCUUUUUGUUCAUUGGAGUGUUUCUGGUGAUUUGGGUAUAUAUAUAGUUAAAUUUUUGGGAACUGGUAAUCUUGCCCCCUUUUUUUCUCGUUUGGUGGGUGAGAAAGCAUAGGAAAAUGAAAGGAAAAUCUGGGAUUCCUGGGAAUUUCUUCGUUUUGAACACUGGAGCUAAAAUCCCUGCCAUUGGUCUUGGAACAUGGCAGAGCGAAGGAGACCUUUGUGUCGACGCCGUAAAAAAAGCAUUGUCGGUCGGCUACCGACACAUAGAUUGUGCGCAUCUUUACGGAAAUGAGAUCGAAGUUGGCGAAGCAUUGAACGAAGCUUUCAAAGGUUCCUUGAAAAGAGAGGAUGUUUUCUUAACCUCAAAGCUUUACUGUACCAUGAAUUCUCUGAAUAAGAUUGAGAAUUAUGUUAGGGUGUCUCUUAAGAAUCUCGGGGUCUCUUAUUUGGAUCUUUAUUUGAUGCAUUGGCCUGAGAGCUCCGGUUUCGGCGACGCGACUGAUCCGCCAUUGAAGUCUGGGAGUGAGCAUAGGCAGUUUUUGAAUCGGCUUAAGAAGGUGUGGAAGGCCAUGGAAGGCUUAGUUGAUUCGGGUUUGGUUCGAGCUAUCGGUGUUAGCAAUUUCGGUGUUAAUCAGAUCAAAGAACUGCUUAAAUUCGCCAAAAUCGUACCUGCAGUUAAUCAGGUGGAGUUGCAUCCUUUUUGGAGGCAAGAUGAACUGGUGAGGUUCUGCCAGUUGAAGGGUAUCCAUGUAUCAGCUCACACACCUCUUGGAGUACCUGCUUCAAGCCCCGGAGUGUCUGAUAGUGGGUCAGGUGGGGAAGAUGAACCCGGAACUCCUCGGAUUUCAUUCCGGAGGUCUAGAUCAGUACAUGGACCGAUGCUGAAAUUGUCGGUUGUUGGAGAGAUAGCAGAUAGGCACAAAAAGACACCUGAGCAGGUAAUUCUACGGUGGGGGUUUCAAAGAGGAACCAGUGUUCUACCAUGUAGCCUAAAACCUGACAGGAUAAAGCAAAAUAUUGACAUAUUCAACUGGUCUCUGUCGGACGACGAGUGGAACCGCAUGAAUCGGAUUGAACCGCAGGUAUGUUUAUUCGGAGAUGGUCCUCUGAACAAGCUCUCCGAUAGAGGACUUAUGUUCGGUAGCAGUCCUCUUCAAGCUGUCCACGAAAUGGAAGACGACGCCGAAUCCAACGCCUAAUAUGUUGCUACCAUGUCGAUGCGGUUGCACCGAUAUAAUAUUUACUGUUGUGUUUGGCGACGAUGAUGAAUAGAAAAUUAAAAGAAAAAGACAUUGUUAUUGAUCCGUAGUGGUAGGGUUUACUUUUAUAUGAACAAAUUAUGUUACAUGUAAUUUCUGCAAAUGUGUUUUGCUUGUAAAAUCAUCAAUUACCAAUGGAAAUUUUCAAGACGAUAAUUGUUAAAAAUAAGCUUGGUUUAAACGAUGGCUUCUGU